AUGGCAAACUCAUCAGCCUGGACAGACGAGGAUAAACGACUUUCAGCUGUCCGAGACCCCGACUUCCCUCAAUGCUCUUACACCCGUGGAUGUCACCUGGGACAAGGAGGCUACGCAAGAGUCUACAAAGUUCUCGAUCGCCGGACUGGACUUGUCCAUGCCGGCAAAACCUCCCCCGAAGCAGUUAAGCACUUGCGAAAGGAGGCUAGGAUCCUGAGGAGCCUUCACCAUCCCAACAUUGUCAAGUAUAUUGAGUACUUUGAAGAGGAGAAUGAUCCAUCUGCCAACAUCCUCGUUAUUGAGCUCUGCGCUGGUGGAAGUCUGCAGGAUGUAAGCAACAACCAUUCUGACGGUUUAGCAAUAACGGAUGCUCUCCGGGUCAUGCUUCAAGUCUCGCAGGCCGUCGAAUAUCUCCAUGGGUUAAACCGUUUCCAUGGAGACCUCAAGCCGCGAAACAUCCUCAUCCGCACAUGGGAUCCUGUCGAAGUCGUUGUCGCGGAUUGCGCAGAGAUUAUGCAUCAUGGGCACGCCGGCAAGAGCGACGACAUCUGGGCCCUUGGCAUCUCGUUGAUGGGCAUGAUGGGGCAGUCUCCUCAUUUCUAUAAGAAGGAGGAGCGGAUGUAUCCACGUAUAUGCGCUACGCACGCUCGCAACUUGGAUAGAUUGAAUCCCGGACACGAAAUUAUCCAGCUCCUGUUACGCCUUCUUGAAUGGAAUCACAAGACAAGAAUCACUGCGUUAGAGCUUGUGAAGUUGACGGCUGAGUUGAUGGAAGCGCGACGCACCCAGGACGACCCCAAGGAAAAGAUGGACUUGGAGGUACCUGAAGGAACUCGUGUAGUUGAGUUCUGGUAG
Molecule: messenger RNA, 855 nt
Organism: Fusarium venenatum
Lineage: Eukaryota; Fungi; Ascomycota; Sordariomycetes; Hypocreales; Nectriaceae
Product: kinase-like domain-containing protein
Biological process (GO): mitotic DNA damage checkpoint signaling; protein phosphorylation
Cellular component (GO): nucleus
Molecular function (GO): ATP binding; protein serine/threonine kinase activity
Source: RefSeq, a predicted model, not a curated record